CUUGCUGAUAAAAUUGGAAACGAGAAAUAUUAUCAUCAAAUACCUAAAGUACUUACUCUCCAAUCCCAGUCGAGAUUUGGUUGUCAAAUUGAAUACAACAAUAUUUCCAGUUCCCGUAACCACGGUGUAGAACAUAGAUAUAGAAACUACCUUAUAGAUUUCCCCUCUCUCCACCAGUUUAUCUCAAUAAGGCUAAUCAAUAGCUAUUAAAUAUCAUGGCCGCCCAAUCUACGACUACCGAAACGGCACCUCUUACCCAGGCCGAACAGGAUGAGUUUUUGGAUCUCGUCGUUGCUCAAUCUGCACGGGCUGCUCUGCGUGAAGAAAGCCCGUUUUGGGACGCGAUUUCCCAGUUUAUCGACAUGUUUCGAGACAUGAUUCGGAACACGUUGGUCCUAAAACUCGAACAUUUGCCGAUCAUUGGAACAUGGGCGUCCAGGGUUGCCGUUACGGUUUCUGAACUGAUAUUUACCCUUGUUGGGACACUGCUUCACUUUUUGAAGACCAUAUUUUCCGCGAAACGUGUCUGGAUUGAGGCGCACACUGCCGCGCUUACUGCUUGGAAGGCAAACGAAGAUAAAGGUCUUCUGGCGCAGACAUACGCAUACUCCAAGAAAAUGGCGGGAUAUUUCCUGGAAAUUAUUAAGCAAUGCUUGGAACGUGCUAUUAAAACGCAAGGACUGGAAAUGACGCAGGCUGAAGUUGCCGACAUUUCGAAACUUUUGGAUGAGAUUUUGUAAAUAAAUUGAUUUAUUGUAUACACGAUGUUUGUCAUGUUUUACAAUGAUUGAUUUUUUUUCAAGGAAAUAAAAUUAUUAUGUUGGCAAAUAAAUUGAUAAAUUGGAACCA
Molecule: messenger RNA, 849 nt
Organism: Folsomia candida
Lineage: Eukaryota; Metazoa; Arthropoda; Collembola; Entomobryomorpha; Isotomidae
Exons: 3
Coding region: 216-740 (174 amino acids)
Source: RefSeq, a predicted model, not a curated record